Messenger RNA from Serinus canaria (Common canary), 4357 nucleotides. It is a transcript of the gene MTCL3, whose product is annotated as SOGA family member 3. NCBI's taxonomy places the organism in Eukaryota, Metazoa, Chordata, Aves, Passeriformes, Fringillidae. The transcript is spliced from 7 exons. Gene Ontology annotation, biological process: regulation of autophagy. The record is from RefSeq and is a predicted model, not a curated record. Bases 153 to 2780 code for a protein of 875 amino acids.
GCAGCGGCGGGUACCUCGUGUGCGGUGCCCGGCUCUCUGUGCAUGCCUUUCUCCAGCCGGGCAGCGGACAAAGUGGUGCUCUCGGGGCGGCGGCGGCGGAGGAGGCGGAGGACACGGCCGGUGAUGGACGCGUCCCCGAGAUAGCCGCCGCCAUGAGCCAGCCGCCUGCAGGGGGCGCCGCCGCCGAGCCGCGCCUGCAUCCCGAGGGCAGCAGCGGCAGGAAGCAGCCGCGGGCAUCCUCGCCGGCCCGGGCCCGCGACGCCGCCCCGCGCCCGCCGCCCAACGCCGCCAAAGCCGCGCCCAACGCCGCCAAAGCCGCCUCGGCGCGGCCGCCUCCCGGCCAGGCCCCCCGAGCCGCCCGCGGCCGCGCCGCCGAGAAGCCGGUGCGGGGAGCUGUCCAGCCCGGCGCCGGUGCUGAACCGCCGCCCGCCGCAGCCGCCGGGAGAGGAGGAGCCGCCGCCGCCGAGGAGCCGCUACCGCCGCCGGGCGCCGCCGAGGAGGCGCCCCCUGCAGGGGGCGGCGGGGGCGAGCGGGAGGGGGCGGCGGCGCCGCCGCCCAAGCAGUGGCGGGGGAAAGCGGGGCGGUCCCCGUUGAAGGGCGCGGGGGAGGCGGCCCCGGCGCCUCCAUCUUCCUCGGGCGCGGGGAAGGGCCGCGGUGCGGCGGCGGGUGGCGGCGGGUACUGGAAGGAGGGAUGCCUGCAAAGUGAGCUUAUCCAGUUCCACCUCAGGAAAGGGCUGGCGGCGGCCGCCCAGAUGCAGACGAAGGGCAGCAACCACAGCAGCAGCAGCGGUAGCGCUGUCUCCGCGGCCGCCGCCCCGGCCGAGCCUCCCCCGGCCGCCUCCGCCUCCUCACCCGCUGCCAUGGCUGCGGCCGGGGCGGAGGGGCUGCGGCAGGGAGAGGCGGAAGGCGACAGCAGGAGCUGCGGCCCCGAAGUCGCCCUGAGCCCCCACCUGCAGGAGGAGAUGCAGGAAGAGAUGGAGAAACUGCGGGAGGAGAACGAGAGCCUCAAGAACGAAAUAGAUGAGCUGAGGACAGAGAUGGACGAGAUGAGGGACAGUUUCUUUGAGGAGGAUGCUUGUCAGCUUCAAGAAAUGCGCCAUGAACUGGAGCGAGCCAACAAGAACUGCCGGAUCCUUCAGUACCGGCUGCGCAAGGCUGAGCGCAAGAGGCUCCGCUACGCCCAGACUGGCGAGAUCGACAACGAGCUCAUACGCAGCAUGGAGCAGGACCUCAAGGUUGCAAAAGAUGUAUCGGUGAGACUUCAUCACGAGUUAGAAAAUGUGGAAGAAAAACGUACUAUAACAGAAGAUGAAAAUGAAAAAUUAAGACAGCAGCUUAUAGAAGUUGAAAUUGCCAAACAAGCACUACAGAAUGAGCUGGAAAAAAUGAAAGAGCAAUCAUUGAAGAGGAGAGGAAGCAAAGACCUACCAAAAUCAGAAAAAAAGUCACAGCAGACACCAACAGAGGAUGACAAUGAAGACCUGAAAUGCCAGCUACAGUUUGUCAAAGAAGAAGCAGCCUUGAUGCGGAAGAAAAUGGCUAAAAUUGAUAAAGAGAAAGACAGAUUUGAACAUGAGCUGCAAAAAUACAGAUCAUUUUAUGGGGAUUUGGACAGUCCCUUGCCAAAAGGUGAAGCAGGUGGGCCACCUACCACAAGAGAAGCUGAACUCAAGCUUCGAUUGAGGCUUGUGGAGGAGGAAGCUAACAUUCUUGGAAGGAAAAUAGUGGAACUAGAAGUAGAAAAUAGAGGACUGAAAGCAGAGCUUGAUGAUUUAAGAGGAGACGAUUUCUCAGGGACCACUAACCCACUCCUGGGAGAGCAGAAUGAAUCCCUGUCAGAAUUACGACAGCAUUUGCAGCUAGUAGAAGAUGAAACAGAAUUGCUGAGGAGAAAUGUAGCUGAUUUAGAAGAACAAAACAAACGCAUAACAGCUGAGCUGAACAAAUACAAGUACAAGUCUGGGGCCCAUGAGAGUUCUAGGCACCAUGACAAUGCCAAGACGGAAGCGUUACAGGAGGAGCUAAAAGCUGCACGAAUGCAGAUCAACGAGCUGAGUGGCAAAGUCAUGCAGCUCCAGUAUGAGAACAGAGUCCUAAUGUCCAACAUGCAGCGCUACGACUUGGCCUCUCACCUGGGGAUCCGUGGCAGCCCUAGAGACAGCGAUGCGGAAAGCGAUGCGGGAAAAAAGGAGAGUGAUGAUGAUUCCCGCCCCCCUCACCGCAAAAGGGAAGGUCCCAUCGGUGGGGAAAGCGACUCCGAGGAGGUGCGCAACAUUCGGUGCCUGACGCCCACCAGGUCUUUUUAUCCAACGCCGUCGGGGUGGCAGAAAAGCUUCACUGACAGGCAGCAGAUGAAGGACAUUCGCUCCGAAGCCGAGCGGCUGGGCAAGACAAUAGAUCGCCUGAUUUCCGACACGAGCACCAUCAUCACAGAGGCAAGAAUUUAUGUGGCCAACGGGGACCUCUUUGGACUGAUGGACGAGGAGGACGACGGCAGCAGAAUACGUGAGCAUGAGCUCCUGUACCGGAUCAAUGCGCAGAUGAAGGCCUUCAGGAAAGAGCUCCAGGCUUUCAUCGACAGACUGGAAGUUCCAAAGUCUUCGGACGAUCGAAGUGCAGAUGAACCUUUGUCAGUGAGUCAGGUAGACUUUUACUUAUUACGGCCUACAGGUAAAAAGGCUCUGCCAAGCAAAUUAAACCUCAAAUUUGACCUAUGGCACAAAAAUAAAAUUCUUUAUUCGAGGCAGUGGUCAAAAAUCACUGUUUCUUAUAUUACUUGAAAUUCUUAUUUGGCCAUAUGAAAACAUACUCUACCGAUAGGGUUGUUUGUGAACAAUGAAUAAUCUGGUCUCCUGAAAAUUAAAAUUAUGCUCUAGGAGACAGAACAUUUUACUCCUUUUUGGCUUUGCAAUUGCAUUUGACAGAGUUGGGCCUUGAUUGCCACUAAAGGCAGUGCAAAUGGUAUUUUUGGUACAUAUGAACAUUUGUCUGUUUUCUUAGUGGAUGGGUUGCUAUAAAAUGAAUAAAAGGAAAAUUUUAUUAAUUUUAAGCAGGAGGAAAUACUAAAUUUCAAAAACUGUAGAAAAUAUGGCAAACCACAGAUUAAAAGAAACCAUGCAAAUCUACUUUAUAGAGUCACAGAGCCACACAGUAAUGUGAAUAUUGUAAUUGCUGUAAUAGAUUGCAUCUUGUUGAAGGCCUGUUAAUCACUGCUUGCAUGCAGCAGUAACAAGUGCCUUUGUUGUGGUUUGUUUUUGUGCAGAAUUGUUUCAGAGAGGUUUUGGGGAGCAAACUCCUUGCUGACUCAAGAUCUUUUGCCAUGAAAAAUGAAAAUUACCUACCCUUAUCUUAUCAUGCAAUCCUAUAGUUGGCAUAUCUUGUUAUUGCUAAUGAAGUUAUCCAAUGUUUUGUAAGUCUCUUGCUGUGUUAAUUUACUUUGUGCUGUCUUGCUAGUUUACAGUCGAAGUAGUUGCCAGGUGAAGCUGAAAGCUAUUCUUAUUCCUAUGCUGACUAAUUAGUCUUUUGUUUCCUUGUAUCAGAAAGUCACAGACGCAGUGAGUUUAAAGCUAAUCAAUUACUAUACAUGUAUUGCAUGAAAUCAAACAGAGACGGCAUUUAGCAUGCUCACUUUCUGAUCUAGCACUAGUUCUGAGCUUGUAGAGCUCCCAUUAGCUUAAAGGCAGAGCACUGCAUGGGCCUACACAAAUUUAAAACAAACUAAUUAGUAUUUUCUCUAAAAAAAUAACAACAAUUGAACAUUUAACAAUUGGACAUUUAGAGGCUUGACCAUGCAGAACUCCUACUGAAGUAAAUGGGAGAUGGGCACUUGGUCCCUCCACAAGCAUAUUCUGAUUCACUAUUUAUUUUGUUGAAACUUUGGACUUGCUAUUCCAUUAAUUGACUGUUCUCUUUGUCUUUGUAUUUACUUUCCCAGAUGUUCCAGCCUAUCAUUUUACUUAUUCUCAUCCUUGUAUUAUUUUCAUCCCUUUCAUACACAACAAUAUUUAAACUUGUCUUCCUUUUUACACUGUUUUUUGUACUGUAAGUCAUUCAUCAUUUACUGUUCAUUGUAGUGUUAUUUUCAGUUUGUUUAUUUUGUCCACCCUCCAAGAUAAGAAGUGCAAGAGACAUAGUUUCUGUAAUAGCCACUGCUGUAAAAACACUGAAGACUACUUGUUUGCCAAAACCAAAGCCUAACCAAAAGAACUGCAAAAAAACAUACCAAAAAGUCACCCAGUUGAAUAGGAAACCUGCUCAUUGUGGUAUUCCAGAUCAGGAUUCACAGAACAGGAUCCCUGCUAGCUGUGUGUUUCAUUGCUUUCUCUGCUGCCUGGAAAUGGACUGAAAAACUCCUAAA